AUGACAUCUGCGACCUUUGCUACCCUCAUCCUCAUACCGGUCCUAGUCUUUGCGCUCUGGCACCUCACCGCCAACAGUAUUCCGUCAGUACCCUCGUUCUUGCGCAACAAGCGUAUUAUCCUCCUCAUCGCACACCCUGAUGAUGAGUCCAUGUUCUUCAACCCGACCCUCCAGGCCCUUACGGCGCCACAACUACAGAAUCACUUGAAAAUCCUGUGUAUGAGCACGGGCAACAGCGAAGGGCUCGGGUCGACGCGGCGAUUGGAGUUAGAGAAGGCUGCGGUUGCACUGGGCUUAAGGCGCAGGGAAGAUGUCUUCGUUCUCGACGACGCACGGUUCAAGGACGGUAUGAAUGAAGAGUGGAAACCCGAAGAGAUCGCGCGUGUGCUUGCCAGUGCGUUUGCGCCGCAUCUCAAUGUCCCACCUCCGCUUGCGCCACAGGCCGGAGAGAAGGACAAGGACAAGGACCGGCGAAAAUCAAAGUCCAACAAACACGCAAAAUCCCCUUCUACUACGCCAGCAACACCUUCUUCUGCACAGCGCGAAGGACCUCGCGCAACCAUUGACGUGCUCAUCACCUUCGAUGAGCACGGGAUUUCAAAACACCCGAACCACAAAGCCCUGUAUUAUGGCGCCAGUCUGUUUGUGAAGCAGAUCAUGUGCGGGCACUCGGGCUACGCCUGUCCCGUGGCUCUGUAUACGCUUCCUUCGAUAAACAUCGUGCGCAAGUACAGUUUCAUUCUCGACUCGAUCCCCACGCUCUUGAACGGAAUCUACGGCAGCAUCGUCGGCAACGCGAUGGGGACAAGAGGCACAGGCAAAAAGGAGAGCGCUGACCGUUUGGUUUUUGUCAAUGACAUUUCGAGGUACCGCAAGGCAAGGGAAGCUAUGGUGAACGGACACAAAAGUCAAAUGGUUUGGUUUCGAUGGGGCUGGAUAAGUCUAGGCCGGUACAUGGUUGUUAAUGAUUUGCGGAGUGAGAAGAUUAUUGCGACGUGA
Molecule: messenger RNA, 999 nt
Organism: Rhinocladiella mackenziei CBS 650.93
Lineage: Eukaryota; Fungi; Ascomycota; Eurotiomycetes; Chaetothyriales; Herpotrichiellaceae
Exons: 1
Coding region: 1-999 (332 amino acids)
Biological process (GO): GPI anchor biosynthetic process
Cellular component (GO): endoplasmic reticulum
Molecular function (GO): N-acetylglucosaminylphosphatidylinositol deacetylase activity
Source: RefSeq, a predicted model, not a curated record